AUCGAUAGUUAUAUAUCAUCAACAUUAAAGUCAGGCCAGAACUGCUACAAUUUUGUAUUGUUAGAAAAACUAAAAAGAAUAUAAUGCGCACCGUGCUUUUGAGCAAAUCCGAUGAGCUCUAUCUGGAAAAGUGCGCCCAAGAGCACAGUUUCUCGUACGGCAUUAUCGUUGGUCACCAAGCAGAUUUAACCAAAAGCAUUGUGGUUCAUCUGGCACGCAACAGCGAGGAGGAUGCGGACUUGGAAGACUUGACCGAUGUCCGGCUGGGCAUAAGUGACAUCAACUCGCAUGCGUUGGCCUCCCAAUGGCUGAGCGCCAGCAAAAUGUGUCCCGGCUCCUUUGAUGUCAUAGGUAUAUUCGUUGCCUCUGUGCGCCCGGAGAUGGCCAAUGAGCAGAGCGAGCAAUUCAGGAACGCCAAGAAACUCUUCUCCGAUGUCUACGACGUGUUGCUCAAGAGCAAUAGCUCCUUUGGGGUAUACACCACAGACAUGGCACAGACAGACUAUGUGUUCCUCUCCUACUCCCUGGCCGACAAAAGUUUGCUGUGCAAAAACUAUACGUACGGAAAUGGCGGCACAUUCUCCUCCAUGGACUACCGCUUCGUGGAGAAGCCGUUCGAGUGGAUACAAUUGGAGUGCAAUUACGACUUGGAUGAUGUCAUACCCAUAGUCGAUACAACCAGACGCAUCAACAUUGAAGAACAGUUUCAAAAUAUUAUAGUCACGAUCCGUAAAUACCUCAUUGCCAGCGAGGUAUUCCUCCAGAACGAAAUGGUCGAGGACACAAUGGAUUUGCAGAGCUACAUCAAAAAGAAAAAGCUUAAGGACGACAAGCUUAAGGAGACAACGACCAAUGCCACCGCAGCUGCUGCCAGCUCGCCGACAUCUGCGGCUGCCUCUACAUUGCAUCUACUAUCCCCCAUUGACAAUUCCAAUGGCUGCGUGAUACGGGCCAGCAUCGUGAUGCCCGUCAAGUGCCAGCUGAACAAUCCAAACGACAUCAAGGUGCGCGAGUUUAGCGGCACUUUACGCAUGAGCGGGAUGAUCUUCUCACGAAUUUACUGCAACUCGCGGAACAGCUUGGCAGACGUGAAGCGCUUCUUGCGCGACGACGUGUUGCGAUCGUUGAUAACGCGGAUCCAGGUCUACUGCGAUGGUCUAACCGAUCCGCACGUCACCAACGAGGCGGUCUACAUAAGCGAACCUCCCCGACGUGUGUUCUUCGGCCUACCCGCGGAAUGUGGCAACUGUUUGCCUUGUAGCUCGGUUCAGUUCUCCGAAUAUUUGUUCCGCGGCGAAGCACCCACCGUGGCCGUAGCCCAAGCCAAGCAGGUACUUGACAUCGAGCUCGAUCCGGAGGCGAUUGACUUGGACGCCGAGGCCCUACCAGAUGACGGCAACUUCAACCAUUUUCACGCAGACAGAGACGCAGUUGGAGACGACAGUCGCAGGAUGAGCAGCUCGAUGCCCAAGCGAGAACUGUCCCGCAGUCUGUACAUGAUCGGCAUUGCGGUGGCUCUGCUGGUGCUGCUCGCCUCGGUGGCCCUCCACUAUACAAUGGCCGUGUAGUAGACAGCCGGAUGCUGCAUGACUAUUGGUUGCUUAUUCGACUAACCAUAACACACAAUAUACGCAACCCAAUCCGAAUACAUUGAUUGCAUACAUGUGCAUACACAUAAAUCUUGUGAUGGUUUUCUUUUUAAAUUAUGAACCAAGGUGUACUCUUAUUGGUAGUAGAAGAAAUGUAAAAAGGUCCCGUUAUAUAGUUGUAUUAUUAAAGCCUCAACGGGCAGCAUUUAACACUAA
Molecule: messenger RNA, 1805 nt
Organism: Drosophila novamexicana
Lineage: Eukaryota; Metazoa; Arthropoda; Insecta; Diptera; Drosophilidae
Product: protein odr-4 homolog
Exons: 5
Coding region: 84-1568 (494 amino acids)
Biological process (GO): intracellular protein localization
Cellular component (GO): endomembrane system
Source: RefSeq, a predicted model, not a curated record